This is a messenger RNA of Cavenderia fasciculata, 558 nucleotides long. RefSeq names its product hypoxanthine phosphoribosyltransferase (gene hprT). The transcript is spliced from 2 exons. NCBI's taxonomy places the organism in Eukaryota, Evosea, Eumycetozoa, Acytosteliales, Cavenderiaceae. The record is from RefSeq and is a predicted model, not a curated record. Bases 1 to 558 code for a protein of 185 amino acids. Gene Ontology annotation, molecular function: magnesium ion binding; hypoxanthine phosphoribosyltransferase activity. Gene Ontology annotation, biological process: hypoxanthine metabolic process; purine ribonucleoside salvage; IMP salvage.
AUGUCAGUUCAUCCACACAUCAAGAGAGUCAUCUUUACUGAUCAACAAAUUAAGGAUCGUAUCAUAGAAGUUGGCAAAGAAAUUACAAAUGAUUAUAAAGAUUCAAAAGAAUUAGUAUUAAUUGGAGUAUUAAAGGGAUCAUUUAUGUAUAUGGCAGAUUUGGUUCGUGCCAUUAAUCUCCCAAAUACUCAUGUUUCCGUUGAUUUCAUGUCGAUCUCUUCGUAUGGUCAUGGAACCACUUCGUCUGGUGUCGUUAAAAUUAAUAUGGAUCUCAAGGCUGAUAUUGCUGGCAAGGAUGUCAUUGUCGUCGAAGAUAUCAUCGACACUGGUUUGACACUCCAAAGCCUCCUUGUUAACCUCCAAGCACGUAAUCCUGCCUCUCUCCAAGUCUCUGUUCUCCUCCGUAAAAAAGAAGCACUCAAGGUAGAAGUACCAUGUAAAUACAUUGGUUUCGAUAUUCCAAUUGUUUUCAUUGUUGGCUAUGGUUUGGAUUUUGCCGAAAAAUAUAGAGAAUUGCCAUACCUUGGUGAACUCAAAGAAGAAGCAUACAAAAACUAA